UCUCGCCGACAAUUGACCAAUGGCAGCAGCGAUGGCGACAACGAGCCCCUCAGCAACCUAAAAACUGCCUGUAAUAAUUUGUAUGUGACAACGCCCCUCCAGCGUUUAUUAAUCUAUGCUUGUCUCUGUCAAAGUCGACUCUUGUCUACUGCCGUAUUCACCAAGUCUCGACUCCUUUUCAUCGACAGGGUUAUUCGCUGCGAAUUGACUGAAGAAAGCCCGCGGUGACGUCGUCGUCCAACGGUAGCCGCUUUCCAUCACCAUGGCUACAACACAGAACACAGACGUAUCGGCAGAUACGAACGGAAACAGUGAAAAUUAUGACCAUCUGGUCCAGUCGGCUGAUCCAGAGCAUCCAGCAAACUUGAUUCCCGAAAUGUGCCGCAAGUUUUAUAAUUGGGGAUGGGUUACCGGCACCGGGGGCGGGACAUCCAUUCGCCGGGGAGAACACAUCUUUAUUGCACCGUCGGGUGUCCAAAAAGAACUAAUCCAAUCUCAUAACUUGUUUGUUUUACAAUAUCCUACGCCGAAAUACCCACCAUCUGCGCGGAAAUACAUUCGCAAACCGCUGGACUUGAAACCGUCCGCCUGCACGCCGCUGUUUCUUGCUGCCUUCGAUCGUGGAGCUGGCUGCUGCAUUCAUACCCACUCUCAAUGGGCAGUCCUGGUGACGCUGCUAGUUGAGCGCGAGUUAGGCAAGGAGGGGUACUUUGAAAUUAGCAAUAUCGAGCAGAUAAAAGGCAUCCCCAGAGGAAAAGGCAAAGGCUAUCUGGACUAUCACGACACUCUGAAGAUUCCAAUUAUCGAGAAUACCCCUUACGAGGAGGAUCUCACCGAAGGCUUGGAGAAAGCUAUGGAUGCUAACCCCGAUGCUUACGCAGUGCUGGUGCGACGCCACGGAAUCUAUGUCUGGGGAGAAACUCCUGCAAAGGCGAAGACACAAUGUGAAAGCUUGGACUAUCUUUUUCAACUAGCCGUUGAGAUGCACAAACUCGGGCUGCCUUGGGAUAUCAACCGGAAGUGAUGUUUCAGUUGUCAUGACACCAGCAGUUGCUCACGACAGAGAUUCGUAAAUAGUAUAUAUUGGUGACUUACUGAGUAGCUCAAUAAACUAGACCGGUUGUUUUGACCGCUGCGAUUUUUAUGGGUACCCAUGUAAUAGCAUUUCGCUCGUUUACUCGAGCAAAAAGGUGGCAGAAAAGAGAGCGCAGAUUGGAAAACUAAUAAAUUGCAAAUGCUAGAUUGUAAUGGAAACAGUCCAGCCCCAACGGCGCAUCGCGAAUGUAUCAU
Molecule: messenger RNA, 1290 nt
Organism: Talaromyces proteolyticus
Lineage: Eukaryota; Fungi; Ascomycota; Eurotiomycetes; Eurotiales; Trichocomaceae
Product: Methylthioribulose-1-phosphate dehydratase
Exons: 3
Coding region: 263-1024 (253 amino acids)
Cellular component (GO): cytoplasm
Molecular function (GO): metal ion binding; methylthioribulose 1-phosphate dehydratase activity
Source: RefSeq, a predicted model, not a curated record